Molecule: messenger RNA, 785 nt
Organism: Aspergillus alliaceus
Lineage: Eukaryota; Fungi; Ascomycota; Eurotiomycetes; Eurotiales; Aspergillaceae
Product: DUF1014 domain protein
Exons: 3
Coding region: 111-770 (219 amino acids)
Biological process (GO): transcription by RNA polymerase II
Cellular component (GO): nucleus
Molecular function (GO): transcription coactivator activity
Source: RefSeq, a predicted model, not a curated record
CCGAGACACCCCUCCAAGAAACCCAAACCCAUCAAUCACUUCUUCAUACCAUCCCCAACAAAACCCCAAUAGCAAAGAGAACGGAAAAGAAAAGAUAAAACAUAUACAAAAUGGGUCCUAAGAAGAGCGGCGAGAACUCUAAGAAGGCGGCCGGAAAUGCCCGUAAAGCGGAAGCGGCUGCCGCCAAGAAGGCUGUUGAGGACUCGAAGCGUGCAGCUGAGGAGGAUAAGCAGUGGGCGAAGGGUGCUAAGGGUGCUUCUAAGAAGGAAGCAGAGGAAGCCAAGAAAGCCGAAGCAGCGCGGAAGAAGGCAGAGCGUGACGCCCAACUCGCCGCCGAGGAAGCCUCCCAACCCUCCAAGCCGAAGGGCAAGUCGAACCAGCCGGUCAAGAAGUCCCGCGGAUUAGAUCUCAGCCAGCUGGAUGAUCAGCCCGCGUCUCGCAAGGGAGCUGCACUCAAUGCAUCGGGUAUCGAUAAUGCCCUGGACGCCCUGUCGCUGACGGGCAAGGAUUCGUCAAAGAUCGAUCGCCAUCCGGAGAGACGUUACAAGGCUGCUUAUGCGGCGUAUGAGGCGCGGAGAAUGCCGGAGGUGGAGCAGGAAACCCCUGGCCUGCGGAGACAACAGCGUAUUGAGCUCAUCAAGAAGGAAUUUGAGAAGAGUGACGAGAAUCCCUUCAACCAGGCGCAUGUUGCUUUCGAUGCAUCAAAAGAAGAGAUCGCUGCUGUUCGCGAUGCGGAGAAGAAGAAGGUGGAGGCCAGACUGACGAAAUAAUCUCGUUUUCGUUUC